CGCCCCUGUUGCAGGUCUCCAUGGUCAGGUUCAAGAAUCGCUGGCUUCUUGUGGAAUUCAUACCCUAUCCCGACGGCCUUCUCUCAACCCCGUCUGUGCAAGCUAAAGAAACGCUCAACGGCAAACUCAUAUUCGCUGCGCUGAAACAAAGCGUUCUGCAAAACUUUGGGGACUCGGGCUGGGGAGCAGUUGGAUACUCGUUGACAGUCAAGUACUACUCGCCGACCACACGUCUCUGCAUAAUUCGCGUGGGCCGCGAACAUGUACGCACUGCGUGGGGUGCUCUGACGCUUUUGAACUCCAUCGAAGGCCAGCGCGUGAUCCCGAACGUCAUCCACGUCUCCGGGACCAUCAAACACGCUCAGAUUGCCGCUAUAGAACACAAUCGAGUUGUUAUUGCAAGAUAUCGGGCGAUUGCGAAGACCCCGGCCGGCUACACUGACUCAUAUGAAGCUUUCCUGGAGACGACUACCAAUGAAAUCAACGCCCUCCAAGAUUGAAAGCUUGAAUGAUCACUAGGUUAUCCCCCUCCGCCAUCGAUUGCGUUCACGAGAAGGCAAUUCACCUGUGGCCGCUAUGGAGUCUGGCUGAUGCGCGGUGUCGCGUGAUUAGCUUGAUGUCGACCACUCCUUCGACGUUCGCUGCUACGAAGAUUGGCGGCACCCAAAGUGCCACGGACCUGAUUAUGAAGAUCAUUCCUGGAUUCACCGGCCCAACUGGCAAGAUGGCGUGAUUAUAGCAGAAUAUCCUGCCGCCUUAACAGUGAUGUGGUAGCAUCGAUGACCGACGGGCGAGGAUGAUGAAGUGUAUGGCUAUUCGUACAAUUCUAUUGUUUCGUGUUCCUGACUAGAACGCAUUGACUAAUUCAAAGGG
Punctularia strigosozonata HHB-11173 SS5 is the source of this 873-nucleotide messenger RNA. RefSeq lists its product as uncharacterized. The record is from RefSeq and is a predicted model, not a curated record. Lineage: Eukaryota; Fungi; Basidiomycota; Agaricomycetes; Corticiales; Punctulariaceae. Gene Ontology annotation, cellular component: ribonuclease P complex. The coding region runs from base 21 to 500 and encodes 159 amino acids. The transcript has 5 exons. Gene Ontology annotation, biological process: tRNA 5'-leader removal.